AUUGUUAGUAAACGCGGAGCCACGUGCGGGAGCCGAUCCUGGAGCCCCCACUCCCCACCCCGGGUCGACGCGUGCGCACUAGGUACGCAGUCUGUAAGCCAGCGCGCGCUUCUGGGCGGAAGCGACAAUCCCGGCUGCACGUGGGCUCCGGGGCGAUGGAGGGAGUGAUGCAGACUGAGACUAAGAUCCGCGCUGAGUCUGGAAUAGAGUCCGGCCCUCGGGGUUCCGGUUGUAGCCUCCGGAACUUUGCCUGCGAACAGAAUUUGUUGUCCCGGCCCGAUGGCUCGGCUUCUUUCCUGCAAGGGGAUACCUCCGUCCUGGCAGGCGUGUACGGGCCAGCAGAGGUGAAAGUCAGCAAAGAGAUCUUCAACAAGGCCACACUGGAGGUGACCCUGAGGCCGAAGAUCGGUCUGCCUGGCGUAGCGGAGAAGAGCCGGGAGCGGCUGAUCAGAAACACGUGUGAAGCGGUGGUGCUGGGAGCUCUGCACCCCCGCACCUCCAUAACCGUGGUGCUGCAGGUCGUCAGCGAUGCUGGCUCUCUCCUGGCCUGUUGCCUGAAUGCCGCCUGCAUGGCACUGGUGGACGCAGGUGUGCCCAUGCGGGCCCUCUUCUGUGGGGUCACCUGUGCUCUGGACUCUGAUGGGACCCUCCUGCUGGACCCCACAGCCAAGCAAGAAAAGGAGGCCCGGGCAGUCCUGACCUUUGCACUUGACAGCGUGGAACGGAAGCUGCUGAUGUCCACCACCAAGGGGCUCUACUCUGAUGCUGAGCUCCAGCAGUGCCUGGCUGCAGCCCAGGCUGCCUCCCAGCAUGUCUUCCGCUUCUACCGGGAAUCUCUGCAGAGGCGUUACUCCAAGAGCUGAGGCACGCUGGGGCAAGCUGCCCCUCUCACCACCUCCA
Lipotes vexillifer (Yangtze River dolphin) is the source of this 900-nucleotide messenger RNA. It is a transcript of the gene EXOSC5, whose product is annotated as exosome component 5. Gene Ontology annotation, molecular function: RNA binding. The record is from RefSeq and is a predicted model, not a curated record. The transcript has 6 exons. Gene Ontology annotation, cellular component: nuclear exosome (RNase complex); nucleolus; cytoplasmic exosome (RNase complex). NCBI's taxonomy places the organism in Eukaryota, Metazoa, Chordata, Mammalia, Artiodactyla, Lipotidae. Bases 156 to 863 code for a protein of 235 amino acids. Gene Ontology annotation, biological process: poly(A)-dependent snoRNA 3'-end processing; rRNA catabolic process; U4 snRNA 3'-end processing.